Messenger RNA from Drosophila mojavensis, 15086 nucleotides. RefSeq names its product dynein beta chain, ciliary. Gene Ontology annotation, molecular function: ATP binding; dynein light intermediate chain binding; dynein intermediate chain binding. Gene Ontology annotation, biological process: microtubule-based movement. Gene Ontology annotation, cellular component: dynein complex. The record is from RefSeq and is a predicted model, not a curated record. The transcript has 29 exons. NCBI's taxonomy places the organism in Eukaryota, Metazoa, Arthropoda, Insecta, Diptera, Drosophilidae.
AUGGCUGCAUCUGCUGCAUCCGAUGCUGCGACUCUGGCGAGCAGCGAUGAGGAGCUCACGCCCGCUGGCUUUGGCCUGUCGGGCGGCCAACGGGACUACAGCGAUGCGCGUUUGGAUCGCGUGGCCGCCUACACGACGACCACGAUGCGUCUAAAGCCGGACAAGUGGGCCAAAAUGAUGCUGCGCGAUGAGCUGCGGCACAUUGUCAUGGACUGGCUGCACGGACGGACGCGAGUGCUGGUGAUGACGCUCAGUCCCGGUGGCGAGCUGGUGCCCAGGGGCUGCAUCAGCGACCUGUAUGUGGGAUAUGCGCUGCCGAGCACCGGCACGCGGUCAGCCGCUGCGACGGCAACGGCGACGAUGGCGACGGACACCACUGCCACGGCUGCGGUGGUGGCGGCGGCAACGGCUGCUGGCGCAUUGGUGGUGCCGCUGCCGCCCGCUUCGUCCAGCUUCACCACCUUGGAUGGAGUGCCGCGCGGCAAGUGCGCCUACUUCAUACGCCACAAUGUGGGCGUGCCGCUGACAGCGGACAACUUCCAGAGCUCCGUGGUCUACGGCGACUUUCCGGUGCACAGCAAAAUCGAGACGAUGUCGCUGCUGUUCGACGAAGUGCUGCAGCCGCUGCUGGAGGGGGCCGAGGGCGGCUGGCCGGUGCCCGUGCGCAAGGAUCUGCAGGCGCGCGUCAAGGAAGUGCGCAACACACUGACCGAGAUUAAGGGCAAGACCAACAAUCGCACAAUUUUAUCGUUAUUAGUUGCGCCAACAGUCGUCGAGGAUGUGUCUGCCCACGUGAACCGGGGCAAUCUAAGGCCAGCCUUGGAUACGAAAUUUCGCACUCUAUUGGAGGAGAUGUUCAUCAAUUGGACAACGCAAAUGCACGACAUUGUCAUGGAGCGCUCCGAGGCCGUUGGCCUAACCAUGAGCACCGCCACCUCCAGCUCGCCCAGCAAGCACUUAUAUGUGGUCACAUUGCCGGCUCAGGAGAUUACGUUCUGGGCGAACCGCAAGCUCAACUUACAGAACAUUUAUGAGCAACUGCGCGAGCCCAUGCACAAGGCCCUGGCCCACAUUCUGGAGCGCAUCGAGUCCGUCUACUACGAGCCGUACGCCAAGGCGUUCCGCCAGCUGGUGACCGCCUGGCUGGAGGCGCAGGACGUCUCGCUCUGGCUGCAGCCCUUUCAGCGUCACACGGCCGCCUUCAACUCGGUGCAGUUCAGCAAUGCCCAGGAGCUGAUUGCGCCGCUGGUCCACGUGCUGCACCUGCUGUGGAGCAAUGCGCGGUUCUACCGCAGCACCCAAAGGAUGAGCGUGCUGCUCAGCUGUGUUUGCAACAUGCUGGUGCAUCGCGCCGCCGAGGACUUGGAGUUCCCGCUGCUCUUUCAGGGCGACGCCGACGAGGGGCUGCAGCGCAUCAUCAAAACGGGCGAGGUGCUGGAGUUUUUCAAGCAGCGCAUGCUCGAGUACAAAGAGCGCUAUGCCAGCAGCCAAGUGCUGUUGCCAGCUUUGCCCAGCUCUUCGACGGCAGCUGCAGCUGCCGGCUCCGCCUCCCCGCCGGCCGACGACCAGCAUCAACUGUGGCGCUUCUCCAGCGAGCAAGUGUUUGGCCAAACACUUGAUGGCUUCCUGCUACAACUAUCGGAACUGCGUCACGUCUUUGAGGCAGCCGUGCAGUUCCAGCAGCUGGAGAAGCUCGAAAUUGGAGGACUGCGCGGCAAGCUGCUAACAGCGCGCAUCAGAGAAAUCUACAGCGAAUUCAAGCUGCUCUUCGAGCAAUGGACCAAUGUAGACAUCGACCUGGCUGCGCCCGUCGCCCACAAGUGGAAGUGCUUCAAGCGCGAGCAGCGCCUCUUCUUCCAGCGCAUGCAGCAACUGGAGCAGAAGCUGGCCACCGUGCUGCUGCAGGCCUUCGAGCAGUGCUACAGCUGGGUGCACCUGCUUAAGCUGACCCUGAUGUUCGGCUGUCUGCUGCAGCGGUGCACCGUUCAAUCAGAGCUAAUUCACCUGCUUCCACACAUGCUCAGCAUCUACAACGACGAGCUGCAGCAGCUCGAGCUGAGUGUGGCUGACGUCCUUUUCAACUAUCAGUGUCACGGACUCAAAGCGGUUCCCGUGGCAGGCAAUUUUCCUCCCAUAGCUGGCGCCAUCAUGUGGCUGGAGCAGCACUUGCAUCGCUGCGAUGACCUCGGCGCAAAGGAUCUAAUCGAUCUCAUCCAGACGCUGCUAAUGCUGAAAUCGGAGCUAGUAACGCUGCCUUUCAAAUGGGAUGCAUUGGUCUCGCGUCGCAACAUUCUCACCACGAAGCUGUGCAACCUGCAGCAAAAGAUUUGGCAGGCCUGGCUGGAGGACAUUGACAAGAUAAUUGCCGAGGGUCUCGAUGAGCACGUGCUGUUUCAAUCGGCCGCAGGUCAGCCGCUGCAGCUGAACUUCGCUCGGGCGCUCUUUACGCUGCUCAAGGAGACAAAAUAUUUGCUCGCCCUUCAGGCAGCUGGCAGAGUUUCGAGCAAACUAUUUCCGAUGCCCGAGGCACUGCUCUCGCUUUACGAGCAGCGCGACGCCUACUGGCAUCGUCGCAUAAGACUCAUCAAGAUUGAUGAGUUCUACAAUGGCAUCCGUGGCGGGCAGUGCGCCGCAGCCGAGCUGCAGCUAAUUGCCGCCGAGCUGGCGGCCAUUGAUGAGCAAGUGGCCACCGCCUGUGCCCAGCUAACCUGGCGCAAUUACGACGAGCCACUCAUCGAGAGCAUCUUUGAGAAGUCACGCGAUCUGCAUGCUCGCCUGCACGAGUCCCAUGGCAACCUGGAUGCCAUACUGGGCAGCAUGCGCCGCUGGACCUGCGAGCCACUGCAUCAGCGUAAUCUAUACGGACGCAAUCUGCUGGAUCUGCGCCAUCAGCAAGAGCGAGUGCGGCUCCGUCAGCUGCAAUGCGAUGAGACGAAGAUGCUGCUAAAUCGCUUGUUGAUUGCCAACUUUUGUUUGUUCUUCAACUACGAACGGCAGCAGCUUCAGCUCUAUUCCCGCGACCUCACCGUCCAGGAGUUUCUGCACGAAUUUCCGGUUGAGCAGCGACGACAGUUCAACAAAUAUUUGGCCACCGUUGAUGAGUUGAUUCGCCGUGAAGUAAAAGAGGCUAUGAGGAUCAGGUUUGACUCCGCCAGUUGCUUAAAUUAUUCCAUUCUCCAGCAGUUUAUCACAAUUUCAGUUUGUAGCUUGCUUUUCUUAUUCUUUUUCCACUUAAAUUAUUUUCAAGCUUUCACUUUUUCAUGUUUAGAGUAUUUGCACAAGGAAAUGACAGGAACGGCAAGAGCUACAACAAAAGCAACAACAGCAACAACUACAACGGGUGCAGCUAAGGCAACUUCGAUAGCGCCCCCAACUUCAAGUAUGGCCUUGCCGAGCAUGGCUAGGUUGGUGCUACAACAAAUCACAGCGCCACAAGCGACAUCGACAAUAAUACCAACAACAACCACAAGCAAAACAACAUCAGCCACAACAACAACAACAACAGCAACAGCCAUAGCAAUCGGAACAACAGCAACAAACGAUGCACCGCUUUUCGAAGUGAAAUUGGAGCUGACGGAAACGGAAAUACGUUUUUCGCCUGGCUUUGAUGCAAGUGUGGAAAAUAAUUUUCAACAAAUUGUCGAGCAGCUGUUGCUGGAUAUAAAACAGACAUGCGACUGCAUGCCAAGAAUUGUGUCUGACAACUCGCUGUCUGACGACGACGACGACGACGACGACGUGGAGGAUGACGCUGAGAGCGAGGGUGAGUUGAUGCCGCACAGUUUACCAUGCACCAGCAGUCGCAUUGCAGAAGGUGCCGCCAUGCCACGCCAUGCCUUGGCAGGCCGGGCGUGCGGCAUUCCUGGCGUUUGCUUAUGAACUACAUUCGCAGCUGCAGCCGAUGAGUUGGAAAUGCUUUGCGCCAGCAUUCGCGACGCCUUGAGUGAAACGGUGCAGGCGGCGCUGAAUUAUGCUGCCAAAUUCCACGCCUAUGCGUUCCUUUGGACCCAGCAGAGCGGCGACGUACUGGCUUCCUGCAUGCAGGCCGCCCGCGAGCAGACGACCCACAUCAGCGGCAGUGGCUAUGCCAUCAUGGAGACGUUCAAAAAGGAGAUCGAGCGCUACAACGAGCUGCACGAUGCGAUUGACCAAUGCGAGGAUGGGCACUGCCUGAACGGCUGGCUGGCCCUCGAUGUGAGGCCGCUCAAGCACGGCCUGCUCAACCUGGCCUGCAAGUGGUCGCACCUGCACAAGCAAUGGCUGCUGCGCUACGUACAGAAGACGCUGCAGGAGCUAAACGGUUUCAUUGCGCUCAGCCACGAGACACUGCAGCUGCACAUCGGGCGACAGGACUUUAAGGCGCUGCUCCGAGUGCUGUCCGUCAUGGCGGAGAUACGGGAGCGGGAGCCGUACGCGGACAAUGUGUUUAAACCGCUUAAGGACAUCGUGGCGCUCUUAAAGACCUACAACGUGGAGUUCGAGCCGCAGCUGGUGCGCAACAUUGAGCAGCUGCCGAUGCAGUGGCAGCAGCUGAAGCAACAAGCUCUGGCCAAACACGAGGCUCUCCAGGACACACGCUACUACCAACAGCAGCGCGUAACGGCACUCAUUGGCCUGCAUACGUGCCACGUGCAGCAUUUUGCCAAACAGUUCCAGCGCAUGCCGUUCUUCUGUGUGCCCUGUCCACAAAUUUACGAUGCCUGCGACCAGGUUUACGUGCGUCUCCAUCGCUUUGGCAGCCAGCAGCGGCGGUACGCACGCUGGGCCCGGCUGCUCGAUAUAGCCGAGCCCGACACGGCCACGCUGGAGCACUGCCGGACGGAGUUGCGGCGCGUAAAGCAAUUGUGGGACUUUGUGCGCGUCAUCGAAUCCUGCAUUGUUGACUGGCAUGCAACACCUUGGCUACACAUCGACACGGACGACGUGGAGCACGAGUGCAAGAAGUUCACGCGCGAUUUACGCACACUUGACAAGUGCAUCAGGGACUGGGCCCCCUAUGUUUAUAUUGUGGGCGUGUUGCGCGAACUGGUUGCCUCGCUGCGCGCGGUCACCGAGCUCCAAAAUCCAGCAAUUACCGAGCGCCAUUGGCUAGAGCUGAUGCAGUUGUCAAAGCUUUCAUACAAGUGCAAUGCGUCAACAACUCUGGCACAGCUGCUGAGCCUGCAGCUGCAUCAGCACGAGGAGGACAUUAAGAACACUGUGGAUCGUGCCAUCAAAGAGAUGACGGUCACCAAGGUGCUGGACGACAUUAAGGCCACAUGGGCGCAUCUGGAGUUCGAAUUGGAAGUGCAUCGCUCGCGACCAACGGUGCAACUGCUUAAGGUCUCCGAGGAGCUGAUCGAAACGCUCGACGAUAAUCAAAUGCAGCUGCAGAAUAUUUCCACCUCAAAGCACAUCGAGUACCUGCUGGACAAGCUGAGCUACUGGCAGCGUGUGCUGAGCGGCAUUGACAACCUCAUUGUCAACUGGUUUGAGGUGCAGCGGAAGUGGAUCUAUCUGGAGUGCAUCUUCAUUGGCUCAGCGGACAUUCGCUCCCAGCUGCCCGUGGACGCGGCCAACUUUGAGCGCAUCGACGAGGACUUCACCAAUCUGCUGGCACGCGUUACAGCCGUGCGGGUGGUGAUGGACGUGGUGCUGGGGCACGAGGAUGUGCUGCAGCAGUUGCUGGAGCUGCAGAAGCGUCUGUCGGUUUGCGAGAAGGCGCUGAACGACUAUUUGGAGACGAAGCGCUUGGCCUUUCCACGCUUCUACUUCAUAUCAUCCGCCGAUCUGCUGGACAUACUCUCCAACGGCAACAACCCGCAGGUCAUCGAUCGUCAUCUCAUCAAGCUCUUCGACUCCAUACUGCGCCUGCAAUACGAGACGAACACCACGCACGCCGUGGGCAUGCACUCCAAAGAGAACGACGAGUAUGUCGCCUUCGUGAGCAACCAGCUGCGGGAGCAAUCGGCGUACAUUGACUGCUGCGGCCGGGUGGAGCUCUGGCUGAACGCUGUCAUCCAACAGAUGCGCAGCACGCUCCAUGAGCUCUUCCGACGCGCUCUGGGCGCGUUCUGGGAGAAGUCGCGCGACUUGUGGCUCUACGAUUGGCCGGCGCAGGUGGCGCUCUGCUGCAGCCAGAUCAAUUGGACGGCGGACGUGAAUCGCUCGUUCGCCAGCAUGGAGGAGGGCUACGAGGGUGCCAUGAAGGAGCUGCACAAGCGGCAGAUAGCCCAGCUGAAUGCCCUAAUCAAUUUGCUAUUGGGCGAACUCUCUGCCGGCGACCGACAGAAGAUUAUGACCAUCUGCACCAUCGACGUGCACUCGCGUGACGUCAUUGCCAAGAUCAUUGCCACGCGAGUAGACAACUCGUUGGCCUUCCAGUGGCAGAGCCAGCUCCGACAUCGCUGGGACGACGAUCAGUCGGGCAGCUCCAGCGGCUGCGCCACCUCGGCGACCACAGUCAGCACCAGCGGCGCCGACGAGGAUUGCUUUGCCAACAUCUGCGAUGCCGAAUUCCGCUAUGCCUAUGAGUACUUGGGCAACACCUCGCGGCUGGUGAUAACGCCUCUAACGGAUCGAUGCUACAUCACGCUGACACAGUCGCUGCAUCUGGUGAUGGGAGGAGCGCCAGCUGGACCGGCGGGCACGGGCAAAACGGAAACAACGAAAGACCUGGGCCGUGCACUGGGCGUAAUGGUUUAUGUCUUCAACUGUUCGGAGCAAAUGGACUACAAAUCUUGCGGCAACAUUUACAAAGGUCUGGCCCAGACCGGCGCAUGGGGCUGCUUUGACGAGUUCAAUCGCAUCUGCGUGGAGGUGCUCUCCGUGGUGGCCGUUCAAGUGAAGACUAUACAGGAGGCGAUAAGGAUGCAUAAAACCCAAUUUAUCUUUAUGGGCGAGCGCAUCUCGCUGGAGCCGUCGGUUGGCAUUUUUAUCACCAUGAAUCCCGGCUACGCUGGCCGUACCGAGCUGCCGGAAAACCUGAAAACAUUGUUUCGCCCAUGCGCCAUGAUUGUGCCGGACUUUGCUUUGAUUUGUGAGAUUAUGUUAAUGGCCGAGGGCUUCCAGGAUGCACGUCUGCUGGCACGCAAAUUUAUCACACUGUACACGCUGUGCAAGGAGCUGCUGUCCAAGCAGGAUCACUACGACUGGGGACUGCGCGCCAUCAAAUCGGUGCUGGUUGUGGCCGGCACAUUAAAGCGCGAUGACCACAGCCGGCCAGAGGAUCAGGUGCUAAUGCGCGCCCUGCGUGACUUCAACAUACCCAAGAUAGUUACCGAGGAUGUGUCCAUAUUUAUGGGCCUGAUAGGCGACCUCUUCCCAGCCCUCGAUGUGCCGCGCAAGCGCGUGUUCGAGUUCGAGAAGACCAUUCGCCGUGCGGUCAAUGAAAUCAAGCUGCAGCCCGAGGAGGGCUUCCUCAUGAAGGUGGUGCAGCUGCAGGAGCUGCUCGAUGUGCGCCACUCGGUGUUCAUUGUGGGCGAUGCUGGCACCGGCAAAACCAAAAUUUGGCAAACUCUGCGCGAAACGUAUCGCAUACAGAAACUGAAGCCAGUCUGCCAUGUCCUCAAUCCCAAGGCGCUGUCCAACGACGAGCUGUUCGGCAUCGUGAAUCCUACCACGCGCGAGUGGAAGGACGGCCUCUUCUCCUCAAUAAUGCGCGAGCAGGCCAAUAUGCCACCGGGUAACCCCAAGUGGAUAGUGCUCGACGGCGACAUUGAUCCAAUGUGGAUCGAAAGCCUCAACACGCUGAUGGACGACAACAAGAUCCUGACGCUGGCCAGCAACGAGCGCAUUUCGCUGAGACGCGAGAUGCGACUGCUGUUCGAGGUGGGCCACCUCAAGGCGGCCACACCGGCCACAGUCUCCAGGGCAGGCAUCUUGUAUAUCAAUCCGCAAGACUUGGGCUGGUCACCCUUUGUCUCGUCCUGGCUGGAAACGCGUGCGAAUAUGAUCGAGCGGGGCAUACUGACGACGCUCUUCGAAAAAUACUUUCCCAGCCUGAUGCAGAGGCAGCGGGACUUUCGUCGCAUUACGCCCAUCACGAACAUGGCCAUGAUUCAAAUGACGUGUCACCUGCUCGAGUGCUUGCUGGACAGCGACCCAGUUGAGGAUGACGCUGCACACGGGGGCGACAAGCAUUUGGGUGUCAAUGCACACAGCCAACACCAGGGCGAGCUAUCGCAUGAGUCCGUCGAGCUGGCGUUAGAAACCAUCUUUGUGUAUGUUACGCUUUGGAGCUUCGGCUCGGCACUGCAUCAGGACACGAUUGUGGACUGGCAGCGCGAGUUUCACAAGUGGUGGACGGGCGAGUUCAAGGAUGUCAAGCUGCCCAGUCAGGGCACCAUAUUUGACUAUCAGCUUAAUGUGCAAACACUGAAGUUCCAGCGCUGGUCAGAGCUGGCCGCUCAGGAGCAGCUCGAGUGUCAAAUCGAUGCCGAGCAGCCGUUGCAGAACGUGCUCAUUUCAACUGCAGAGACCACACGUCUGGGCUACUUCCUCAAGCUGCUUAUCGACCGCAAUCUGGCCUGCAUGCUGGUGGGCAGCUCCGGCUGCGGCAAGGGUGCCAUCUUCCGUGAGCUCUUCAGCAAAUAUGCCAGCGCACAGGAGCUGCUUGAGAUUGCCGUGACAGCUGUCAGCGGCAGUCAGCAACAGACGCCGGCCGUUGCAGCCAAUCCUGUUGGCGUUGGCGUUGGCGUUGGCGUGCGUCGGAAGCUGUCCUCGUCGACACCAUUGCUGACCACAGUGCAGGCGACACACUUUAACUUCUACACCUCAUCGGAGAUGUUCCAAAAGAUGCUGGACCGCCCGCUGGAGAAAAAGUCGGGGCGCUGCUUUGCGCCGAGCGGGCCGAAGCGCCGACUGAUCUACUUCGUCAACGACCUGAACAUGCCCGAGGUGGACGCCUAUGGCACCGUGCAGCCGCACACCAUAAUGCGCCAGUUCAUGGACUACAGGCAGUGGUACGAUCGCCAGAGGCUUCAGCUGAAGGACAUACGGCAUUGCCAGUUCGCGGCUUGCAUGAAUCCGACUGCCGGCUCCUUCACCAUCGACCCGCGGCUGCAGCGCCACUUUUGUGUGUUCUCGGUGGCUCAGCCCAGCGAGCAGACGCUGCACCACAUUUACAGCAGCAUCCUGAACAGCCAUCUGGAGCAGCCGGCGCUGGGCUUCAACAAGGAGAUCCGCUCCAUAGGCAAUCUCCUUGUGCAGGUGGGCAUCGCGCUGCAUCGCCGCGUCGAGUACGCCUUCCUGCCCACGGCCAUUAAGUUCCACUACAUCUUCAAUCUGCGCGACCUGACCAACAUCUACCAGGGCGUGAUGCACAGCGUGGGUGCCCCGAUCUCCGCAGGUGGUGCGGCCAGCAGCUACAGCGGCACAGUCUGCAGCAAGCCCGCCGAGCUGAUGCGCCUCUACGUGCAUGAGGCGUUUCGCGUCUACCACGAUCGCCUGGUCGAUCAGUACGACAUCAAGUCGUUCAAGUCCUCCAUUCGGGACAUAUUCAAGAAGGAUUUCGAGGACUUUGACGAGGACUUUGUGUUUGCGGAGCCACUGAUCUACAGCCACUUUGCCCAGUCGCUGGUGGACCAGAAGUACAUGCCGCUCAAGAGCUGGGACUCGCUCUACCAGCUGCUGCUGGAGGCGCAGGCCAGCUACAACGAAAUUGUGGGCUACAUGAACUUGGUGCUAUUCGAGGAUGCCAUGAUACACAUAUGUCGCAUCAAUCGCAUCCUGGAGAGUCCACGUGGCAAUGCUCUGCUGAUUGGUGUUGGCGGCUCUGGCAAGCAGACGCUGGCACGCCUGGCCGCAUUCAUCUCCUCGCUGAGCGUGUCGCAAGUGCAAAUCAAACGCGGCUUUGGGCUGCUCGACAUGCGGGACGAGAUUGCAGCGCUGUACAUGAAGGUGGGACUCAAGAAUGUGGCGUCGGUUUUUCUCAUCUCCGAUGCUCAGCUGCCCGAUGAGUCGAUACUGAUGCUGAUCAACGAUCUGCUGGCCUCCGGCGAAAUACCCGAGCUCUUCAAUGACGAUCAGUUGGAUACGAUCGUCAAUGGCAUACGCAACGAGGUGAAGCAGAGCGGCACCUUGGACACCAAGGAGAAUUGCUGGCGUUAUUUUGUGGAGAAGGUGCGACGCCUGCUCAAAAUCGUGCUCUGCUUCUCCCCGGUGGGGCAAACGCUGCGCAUACGUGCCAGAAAGUUUCCGGCCAUAAUUAGCCGUACGGCCAUCAACUGGUUUCACGAGUGGCCCCGCAGUGCACUGGAAUCGGUGUCCCAAAAGUUUCUCACCGAAAUCGGUGACAUAUUGGAGCCCGAACUCGUGCCGCCCAUCGCCUGCUUUAUGGCCUACGUCCACGGUACUGUGAAUCAGAUAUCGAAAAUUUAUCUGCAGAAUGAAAAACGCUACAACUACACCACACCGAAAACCUUUCUCGAAUACAUUUUCCUCUACCGCAAACUGUUGGUCGACAAAAACGGCGAGUUCGCCGAGCGCAUCGGCCGGCUGCAGAGCGGCAUGGCCAAGCUGGCCGAAUGCGCCCGUCAAGUGGACACCCUGAAGCACCAACUGGCCAUACAAGAAGUUCAGCUGGCGGCCAAGAAUGCUGCGGCCGACAAGCUGAUCGUCAUUGUCAGCGCCGAGAGCGAGAAGGUGAAACGUGAACGCUUCAUAGCCUCAGAGGAGGAGAAACGCGUUCGCAUCAUCGAGGAGGAUGUCUCCAUCAAGACCAAGCUCUGUGAGCAGGAUCUGCGACAGGCUGAGCCAGCUCUAGUGGCCGCACAGGCGGCGCUCAACACUCUGAACAAGAACAACCUGACCGAGCUCAAGUCCUUCGGAUCGCCGCCCAAGGGCGUGAUCAACGUCUGUGCUGCUGUCAUGGUGCUGCUGGCCACGAAUGGCAAGAUACCGCGCGAUCGCAGCUGGAAGGCAGCCAAGCUGAUGAUGGUCCGUGUGGAUCAGUUUCUCAGCGACCUGCUCAACUACAACAAGGACAAUAUACAUCCGAAUAUAAUCGAGACCCUGCAGGAAUACCUAAAGGAUCCCGAGUUUAAUCCAGACAAAGUUGUGCAAAAGUCUGUGGCAGCUGCUGGGCUCUGUGCGUGGGUCAUCAAUCUGCAUCGCUAUCAUCAGGUCUUUCUCAUCGUUGGCCCCAAGCAGCAGGCCCUGCAGGAUGCACAGCAGGAGCUGCUCGAGGCGCGCGAACGACUGCAGUACCUCAAGACGAAAAUCAACAACUUGGAAGACAAGCUGGCCGACAUUCAGGCGGAGUUCGAGCACGCUGUCGCCGAAAAGCAAAAGUGCCAACGGGAGGCGGACAAGACGUCCUUUACCAUCGAUCUGGCCCACAGGCUGGUCAAUGGACUGGCCAACGAGAAUGUCCGCUGGCGCGAGUCUGUGCAGAGCUUGCAGGCAAAGAUUGGCACUCUACCUGGGGAUAUAUUGUUAAUUUCCUCGUUCCUGUCGUACGUGGGCUGCUUUACACGUCGCUAUCGCGAGGAGCUGCAGCACAAGAUGUGGCUGCCGAGCUUUUGCAAGAUGGACCCCCAGAUACCGCACACGCAGGGCGUCGACCCACUGGCGCUGCUGUCGGACGACGCACAAAUUGCCACCUGGAAUAAUGAGGGAUUGCCCAUGGACGGCAUGUCCACAGAGAAUGCAACAAUACUGCAGCACUCAACGCGCUGGCCACUGAUGAUUGAUCCCCAGCUUCAGGGCAUCAAGUGGAUCAAGAGCCGCUUUGGAGCCGCCCUGGUGGUGCUGCGUAUGACGCAGCGUGGCUUUCUGGAGGCACUGGAGAAGUCCAUCUCGCGCGGCGACACAGUGCUCAUCGAGCAAAUUGAGGAGUCCAUGGACACUGUACUCGAGCCGCUGCUGAGCCGCGCGCUAAUCAAAAAGGGUCGAUAUCUGCGCAUUGGCGAACGGGAAAUGGAGUUCAAUCCGAAUUUCCGUCUCAUAUUGCACACGAAGCUCGCCAAUCCGCACUACAAGCCGGAAAUGCAGGCACAAACGACGCUGAUUAACUUCACGGUGACACCGGACGGACUGGAGGAGCAGCUGCUGGCGGAAGUGGUAAAGAUUGAGCGCCCAGAUCUCGAGCAGAUGAAGACCGAGGUGACGAUUCAGCAAAAUAUGUUUAAAAUCUCGCUGAAGGCGCUCGAGGACGAGCUGCUGGCCAGGCUGGCCUCCGCCGGCGAGAACGUGCUCGAGGACCACGCGCUGGUGCUCAACUUGGAGAACACCAAGCGUACAGUGGACGAAAUCGAGUCCAAGGUGCGAGAGGCUCACCUAACCACGCUCCAGAUCGACGAGACCCGAAACAUUUACCGCGCUGCCGCCAAGCGGGCGGCCAUUUUGUACUUUGUGCUGACGGAUCUGAAUCGCAUCAAUCCCAUAUACAAGUUCUCCUUGAAGUCGUUCAUGAACGUCUUCCGGCAGGCCAUAGCCGUGGCGCCAGCAUCCAAGAGCUAUGAGAAGCGCGUGCUCCACUUGGUCGACUCGAUCACGCUGCAGACGUACCGCUAUACGCUGCGCGGCCUCUUCGAGGCGGACAAGUUGACGUUCAGCUCGCACCUGACGCUGCGCAUCAUGAUCGCCGCCGAGCAGGUGGCCAAGGAUGAGACCGACUUUCUGCUGCGCUAUCCGCACGACCCCAACGCGCUUUCGCCGUUGGACUUUGUGGGGCGCAGUGCCUGGGGCGGCAUCAAGUCGCUGGCGCUCGUCGAGCACUUCUAUGGCAUCGACAAGGACAUGGAGAACUACACCAAGCGCUGGCGGAAAUUCGUGGCCAGCGAUACGCCCGAGCGGGAACAGUUCCCGGGCGAGUGGAAGCAUCGCACCCCAUUGCAGAAGCUGUGCAUUAUCAGAGCCCUGCGGCCCGAUCGCAUGACCUAUGCCAUGGCCCAGUUUGUGGAGCAGACGAUGGGACGAGCCUAUGCCGAGGUGCAGACGCCGCCGUUUGGGGCCAUCUUCAAGGAGCUGAACGCUGCCACGCCCGCCUUCUUUAUACUGUCGCCGGGCGUGGAUCCCAUACGCGAUGUGGAGCGCCAUGGGCAGCAGCAGGGCUUCCAUGCGGAUGCCGGAACUCUGGUGAAUAUUUCCUUGGGCCAGGGGCAGGAGCUGCUGGCCGAGGCAGCCAUGGAGCAGGCACUGGCCUCCGGCCAACAAUGGGUCAUACUCCAAAACAUUCAUCUGGUGGUGAACUGGUUGCCCACCCUGGAGAAGCUAAUCGAGCGCAUUGUGCUGCAGUCCGAAUCUCAGGGGGAUUCGAAUUUUCGCUUGUUCAUUAGCGCCGAGCCAGCUCCGGAUCCGCAAUACCAUGUCAUACCCCAGGGCAUUCUGGAGUCCUCCCUCAAGGUGGUGAAUGAGCCGCCCGCGGGCAUGGCCGCCAACCUGCACAAGGCCUGGGACAACUUCACGCAGGAGACGCUGGAAACGUGCACCCAGGAGGCGGAGUUCAAGUCAAUACUCUUUGCCCUCUGCUACUUCCAUGCGGUGGCCGGCGAGCGCCGCAAGUUCGGGCCCCAGGGCUGGAACAAGGUGUAUCCCUUCAACAUCGGCGACCUGACCAUCUCGGCCAGCGUGCUGCACAACUACCUGGAGGGCAGCAGUCGCAUUCCGUGGGAGGAUCUACGCUACCUUUUCGGCGAGAUCAUGUACGGCGGCCACAUAACGGACGACUGGGACAGACGGCUCUGCCAGACGUUCUUGGAGGAGCUGUUGCAGCAGGAUCUCAUCGAUGGCGACUUUGAGCUCUGCCCCGGCUUCCCAUCGCCGCCAAAUUUGGAAUUCGAGGGCUACCACGACUACAUCACCGAAAUGCUGCCCGAUGAGUCACCGCUGCUCUAUGGCCUGCAUCCCAAUGCCGAAAUCGGAUUCCUCACCAGCGCCUCGGAGCAGCUGCUACGCACCAUCUUUGAGCUGCAGCCGCGCGAGUCAGAGCUCAGCUCGCAUUGUGGCGCGCCGCGCGAGGAGCUGGUUAAGAUCAUGAUCGACGACUUCCUCGACAAGCUGCAGGACGAGUUCAAUCUGCAGGCCCUGCUCAACCGCGUGGAGCGCAAGACGCCCUUUGUGGUGGUCGCCCUGCAGGAGUGCGAGCGCAUGAAUGCGCUCAUCCGCGAAAUCAAGCGCUCGCUGCGUGAGCUGAUGCUGGGGCUGAAGGGGGAGCUGACCAUCACGCAGGAGAUGGAACGGCUGGACUAUGCGAUCUUCUAUGAUCACGUGCCGACGGCCUGGGCACAGCUGGCCUACCCCAGCAUGCUGGGCCUGCAGGGCUGGUUCGCUGACCUGCUGCAUCGCAUCAAGGAGCUGGCCGGCUGGCUGAACGACUUCAAGCUGCCCUGCGUGAUCUGGCUGGGCGGGCUCUUCAAUCCCCAGAGCUUCCUCACGGCCAUCAUGCAGGAGAGCGCGCGCAAGCAUGAUCUGCCCCUGGACCGCAUGCUGAUCAGCUGCGACGUCACCAAAAAGCAAAAGGACGACGUCACAUUGCCCCCCAUAGAGGGCGCCUUUGUGCACGAGCUCUAUUUGGAUGGCGCCAGCUGGGACUGCCAGCUAAACUCUAUUGUGGCCCUGCACCCCAAGGAGCUGCUCUGUGCCAUGCCCGUCAUCUACAUCAAGUCCAUUGUCCAGGAGAAACAAGAGCUGCAGCGCGUCUAUGAGUGUCCGCUGUACAAGACCAGGUCGCGUGGCAACACCUACGUAUGGACGCUCAAUCUGAAAACACGCGACCGUCCAGCCAAGUGGAUCUUAGCAGGAGUCGCCCUUUUGUUGCAGCCAUAAAGCAUUAUUGAACCACCCAUUGUUAGCCUCGUCAUUCUCGUCAUCCACUCCACCUACAGCUACAACCACAACGAGACGACAGCGACAGCGACAGCGAGAGCUUUUGUGUUGAUUUCGUCUGAGCUGAUUCAUUAAAUAUAUAUUUUUAUUUAUAUAUUUAUAUGUAUGUAUAUGUAAUACAGCUGCGGUAAUAAACACUAAGUACUAAAUGUUGAAUCAAAAUUUAGAGACUAAGAAACUCAAAAUAGGCAUCUAAAAUAUUAGCAAUAUAUGUUAAUCUUCACUACAACUAUUACUACUAUGUACUAUUAUAACUACUACUACUACCACUACUAUUA